AUGCGUCUCUUGGUCGUCCUCGUGUCCUGCGUCGCCGCGGCGUGGGCCGGUUGCCACAGGAACCGGGACAAGGACCACCGGUUGAGGGAGAACUGCACGGCGCUCGGCUUCGCCGACGUACCGCCGGGAUUCAAACCCACAACCCAGGUUAUGUUGUUUCCCAGAAACCGGUUCUCCAGUUUGUCCUGGUCCUCCUUCCAGAUCUUCACCGAGAUCUACGAGCUCGACUUCACAGGCAACGAGAUUGUGGAGGUGACCCCCAGCCCGACUCUGAUCCUGCCCACCCUCAGUGUGCUCCGCCUGGGAUGGAACCACCUGAAGUCGCUCCCUGCUGGCUCCUUCUCUGCCUGUCCCGCUCUGACUGAAGUCUACCUGGACCACAACGCCCUGGACUCCCUGAGUGGCCACGCCUUCUCUGGGCUCAGCAAGCUGGAGAUCCUGGACUUGUCGUCCAAUCGUAUCACGGUGCUCCCCGAGCUCCUGCUCCAUCCCCUCACCGCCAUCGAGACCAUCGACCUGGAGUUCAACCAGGUCACGGUGAUGCCAGAUGGUUGGUUCAACCAGAAGGAGGAGGUGCCCUACCUCUUCCUCUCGGCCAAUCCUUGGGCCUGCUACUGUUCCCUCGGUUACUUGCGUGAAUACCUCGACGACUUUGAAAGCAACAUCUACGUCCGGGAAGUCUGUUCGUCUCCUCCGAGGCUGAAGAACCGGCCGGUGGUGGAGCUGGAGGCGUCGGACCUGUGUCCAGCUGAACCAGAACCAACCGGAGACCUCAACCAGCCUGGAGCAGACGAGACAGAUACUGCUACCACUGGGUCUCCACAGACCCCCCCCCACUCUCUUCCCGCUUCGCGCUCGUGCCAAGCCCAGCACCGACAGACCGACAAAUCCCUCCCGGUGCUCCCCCCCCCUCCCUCUCUGUCUCCUUCCCCGCCAGCCAUGAUCCGUGGCGGGCUAAUUCCCAGACGGUCUUCUUCUUCCUCUUCUCCUCCUUCCUCCUCCUCCUCCUCCUCCUCCUCCUCCUCCUCGCGGGCCCGGAAACUUCACAAAGCAGAACACGUCGACCAAACAGAACCAGCUGUGAGUGUGUGUGUGUGUGUGUGUGAGGUCAUGUCAGGCAUGACCAGCGGCGUGUGCGUGGAGAGCGACCUCUCCUCGAUGCUCCAGAGAAGCUCCGCCCCCUCUCACCAUCACCCAAACCACCAUGGUUACAGCGGACAGGGACAGGUGGGGUUGGGCCCGAUGCUGGACUACACCACCGAGAUGGACCGCUAUCGCUCCUCCAUCGCCAGCUUCUACAAAACCAACGUCAACAUGAACGUCACCAACUUCCCUCAGUCCGCGAAGCUGGCGGCCCGCCUAGCGGCCGCCGGCCCCAUCUUUCCCCCCGCCGCCGCCAGGCUGGGCGCCAUGGCGACGGGGCCCUGGGGCUGUCACGACAACAUGAACAUGAACCACCCGGCGGCCAUGUUUUGGGGCCGCCCCAAACCAGCGACACACCACCACCCCCACCACCACCACCACCACCCCUCGGCCACGCCGGGUCACAUGACCUCAUUGCACCCACACAGUACCAGCAUGCACCAGGGCGGCGUGGGGGCGGGAGGAGGUGGAGGGGGUAGUGAGGGGGGAGGAGCUGAGAAACAGGGAAACACCGCCUCCUCACUUCCUGUCGCACAAGGAGCGGCGCACCAUCACCCCAACGGGAACUUCCUGCCGGGUUACGGCGGCGGGGCGGACUGCGGCGCCAUGAGCAAACAGGGCCACGCCCAUCCAGACAUGAUGGGCCUAUCGGAGGGUGGGGGCUGCAACGGGGGAGGGGUGAUGGGCGGGAGCUUCCUGGGGGGGCUAGGAUUACCCCCCGGGGUCAUCGUCAUGGCCAUGGGGUCAGCGGGGGGGGGGAUCUCGGAAGCCGGCAGCGCCUUCCAGAUGACCGGCGGCCAGCGGGCGCUAACGGACUGCCAGCAGCACGUUAACUCCUCCCCCUGCCCGUCUUCCUCCUCGCCCGCGCUGUCCGGCGUGGCGGCCGCUGCCGGUGGGGGGGGCGUGGUCCUGUCGUCGUCCUCCUCGUCGUCGGGGGGGGCGGCGGCCAAGAGGAAGAGGAAGCGGUGCGGCGUGUGCGGGCCGUGCCGGCGCCUCAUCAACUGCGGCGUCUGCUCGUCCUGCAGGAACCGGAAGACGGGCCACCAGAUCUGCAAGUUCAGGAAGUGUGAAGAGCUGAAGAAGAAACCGGGGGGAGGAGGGGGGGCGCUGGAGCGUCCGCCGUCCGUCCCGACCGGCGAGGCGUUCCGUUGGUUCUUCUAGCCGGAGGCGCCGGACAGGAAGUGGCCGGAAGGCUGGACUACAGAUCCGGCUUGACCCGGGUGCAACAGGACUACAGUUGAUUUGCGUUGCGUCGGGGAUGUAGGACUACAAGUCCCAGCUCCACAGAGGACCGAGGUAGAGGGGGCAGUUUGGUCACAGGCAGCAGGAAGUGCCAGUUAUUCACUUCCUGUUCCCUCGUCUGCCGUCAAUGUGUUUCUGGUUCAAUGUUCCCAUGUCUGAAACGGGUCAGUGAACGCCCCUCUGGUGCAUCUCCAAGAGGCCGAAGGAGACGUAGCGUACGUAGUGGCUAACGUUAGCUUCUUACGUCACACUUCAAACAUCGUGACGGAACCAGAAGGCUUUGUUUACGUAUCCAGGAUGUUAUGUAGGAAUCUGAUUGGCUGUUGAGGAAACCAGUGAUGACCACUUCCUGUUGGACCACAGAAACAUGACCACUUCCUGUUGGGCCACAGAAACAUGACGACUUCCUGUUGGACCACAGAAACAUGACGACUUCCUGUUGGACUACAGAAACAUGACGACUUCCUGUUGGACUACAGAAACAUGACCACUUCCUGUUGGACCACAGACACAUGACCACUUCCUGUUGGACUACAGAAACAAGAUGACUUCCUGUUGGACCACAGACACAUGACGACUUCCUGUUGGACUACAGAAACAUGACGACUUCCUGUUGGACCACAUAAACAUGACCACUUCCUGUUGGACUACAGAAACAUGACAACUUCCUGUUGGACUACAGAAACAAGAUGACUUCCUGUUGGACCACAGACUCAUGACGACUUCCUGUUGGACCACAGAAACAUGACGACUUCCUGUUAGACUACAGAAACAUGCAGCUUCCUGUUGGACUACAAAAACAUGAUGACUUCCUGUUGGACCACAGAAACAUGACGACUUCCUGUUGGACCACAGAAACAUGCUGACUUCCUGUUGGACCACAGAAACAUGACCACCUCCUGUUGGACCACAGAAACAUGAUUACUUCCUGUUGGACUACAGAAACAAGAUGACUUCCUGUUGGACCACAGACACAUGACGACUUCCUGUUGGACCACAGAAACAUGACGACUUCCUGUUGGACCCCAGUAAACUAAAUUGGUUGUUAAUGCCGGACACCUGCUGGUGGAACUGCUCGUCUCCUAUUGGCCGGUCUUUGGUGUCAGUCCUGCCUCUCGGCAGCAAAGACCGGCCAAUAGGAGAGCCACGUUCACCGGAUGAAGCUCGGUCACUUUGAAGUCUACAAUCAAUCACGCCUUUCAAAGCCUCUUGCUGGUCAGAAACACUCAAACCCUUUGAUGUUCAGACCGACCGAACCCGGCGGAUCACUUCCUGUUUGGAUCACUUCCUGUCUCAUGUUGUCACUUCCUGUUUGGAUCUCGUGUCUCAUGUUGUGUUUCAUCAAGAUGUCGGUACUCAAGGUUUUAGGAGAAUCUCAACUCUCGUUCUAGAACGAUGAACCCAUACGACCUCCAGCAUCUGUGAUCCAAUCUGCCUCCUCCUCCUGCUCCUCCUCCUCCUCCUCCACCUCAUGGUAGCCAAGCGAGGACCUUCAGGACCUCUUUUGUUUCACUACAGACGGCCGGUUGACCUCAGAGGGCUCUCAGCAGGAGGUGAUCCAGGACUGUCAUUAAGGACUACAACUUCACCACAGUAGGACUACAAUUACCACAUCACUGUUAUCCGUCUCUUCUGUCUACCUCCUCCUCAAGAACUUAGAAGACACCUCGAUGGAUUAAUGUCUGGGCGACUUGAUCUGCUCCUUAGCUCUGAAGGUCCCCAGCAGGUCCUCAUGGGACUGGGUCCAGAAGGUCCCCAGCAGGUCCUCAUGGGACCGGGUCCAGAAGGUCCCCAGCAGGUCCUCAUGGGACCGGGUCCAUACUCAUCUCCUCUUCACAGUUAUUCAUCUGGAUUCCAUGGAAAGUUCUCAGGGCCCGUUUUAUAUGAACUGAACAUACUGGAAAACUCACUUUGUGUAUUUUUGUAUUUGGUGACCAGGUGGAGGUGGAAGGUUUGUAAUUGUGAUUAAAAACUUUUUGGGUGGAGCUUC
This is a messenger RNA of Pseudoliparis swirei, 4375 nucleotides long. RefSeq lists its product as uncharacterized. Gene Ontology annotation, cellular component: nucleus. The record is from RefSeq and is a predicted model, not a curated record. Gene Ontology annotation, molecular function: protein binding; zinc ion binding; methyl-CpG binding. Lineage: Eukaryota; Metazoa; Chordata; Actinopteri; Perciformes; Liparidae. The coding region runs from base 1 to 2304 and encodes 767 amino acids. The transcript is spliced from 11 exons.